Messenger RNA from Cygnus olor (mute swan), 5075 nucleotides. It is a transcript of the gene POFUT4, whose product is annotated as fucosyltransferase 11. Lineage: Eukaryota; Metazoa; Chordata; Aves; Anseriformes; Anatidae. Gene Ontology annotation, cellular component: Golgi membrane. The transcript is spliced from 3 exons. The record is from RefSeq and is a predicted model, not a curated record. The coding region runs from base 1 to 1491 and encodes 496 amino acids. Gene Ontology annotation, molecular function: alpha-(1->3)-fucosyltransferase activity.
AUGGGGGGCUGCGGGGCGCGGCGAGGGUCCGCCUGCCUCUGGCUGGCGCUGGCGCUGGCGUGGGGCGGCCCCCGGGGCCCGUGGGUGCUAGCGGCGGAGGGGGAGGCGGGCGCUGAGAGGCCGUGCGGGGCCGAGGGGUGGCCGCAGGCCGCCGGCACCCCGGGCCCGGCCUUCGUGGCCGCGGCGUCGUACCGCGGCCCGGGCAACAACGACACGCGGGGCAACAAGGCGCUGCCCAUCGUGCUGUGGUGGAGCGGCAGCCUCUUCCCGCACUUCCCCGGGGAGACGGAGCGCAUCGACUGCCCGCGGGGCUCCUGCUUGGCCACCCGCAGCCGCCGGGUGGCGCGGCACCGCCGCACCAAGGCGCUCAUCUUCUACGGCACCGACUUCAGGGCCUACGAGGCGCCGCUGCCCCGCCUGCCCCACCAGACGUGGGCCCUCUUCCACGAGGAGUCCCCCAUGAACAACUACCUCCUCUCGCACUCGCCCGGUAUCCAGCUCUUCAACUACACGGCCACCUUCCGCAGGGAGUCCGACUACCCGCUCACGCUGCAGUGGCUGCCCAGCGUCGGCUACCUGCAUGGCCCACCGGUGGCCCUGGCCGAGAAGGACAUGUGGCGGCGGCGGGGCUACGGGCCGGUGCUGUACAUGCAGUCCCACUGCGACGUGCCCUCGGACAGGGACCGCUACGUGCGGGAGCUCAUGAAGUACAUCCAGGUUGACUCUUAUGGGAAGUGCCUGCAUAACCGUGAGCUUCCCAGUGAGCGACUGAAAGACACUUCUACAGCCACUACAGAAGAUUCCGAAUUCAUGGCUUUUAUUGCCAGGUACAAGUUUCACCUGGCCUUGGAGAAUGCCAUAUGUAAUGACUACAUGACAGAAAAGCUGUGGCGUCCAAUGCAUUUGGGAGCUGUCCCAGUAUAUCGAGGCUCCCCGGCUGUACGGGACUGGAUGCCAAACAACCUCUCCAUCAUUCUUAUAGAUGACUUUGAAAGCCCUCAAGAGCUGGCUAAGUAUCUUCAUUUCCUGGAUGAGAAUGGAGAGGAAUACAUGAAGUAUCUAGAGUAUAAAAACCCUGGGGGAAUCAAAAACCAGUUCUUGUUAGAGACGUUGGAGAGGCGGGAGUGGGGUGUGAAUGACAUGACCUUGCCCAACUACCUGAACGGCUUCGAGUGUUUCAUCUGUGACAGGGAGAACGCCCGGAUUAAAGAGGAACAGGAACACAAAAAGUAUCGUGGGAAAGUUCCAGCUCCUAGACCUCAUGUAGCCCAUUUCCAGCACAUGGGAUGCCCUAUGCCAACUCCUGGGUUUGGAAGUGUUGAAGACCUCUCUGGAGGAGACAGUUGGAAAGAGAUGUGGCUGCAGGAUUAUUGGCAAAGCCUGGAUCAGGGUGAGGCCCUCACUGCUAUGAUUCAUCGCAAUGAGUCGCAUCAGGGAAGAUUUUGGGAUUAUAUGCAUGAGAUUUUUCUCAAGAGGACCAGGCAACACUGACCCACCUUUGUAAGAGCUUGAUCUGAAAAUUACAUUGAAAUUUGAGACUGAGAAUUCUUACUUCGCUCCAAAUGUUUGCCUUGAAGUAGGAGAAAAGCCUCCUGCAGACACUAUUUUUCUGGUGCAUGAAGUGAGUAGUUCGCUGUAGUCAUUGGAUUUCAUCUCUGGAGAUGUUAGCAACUGCUUUUAUUUGAAUUUCAGCUUGGUGGUGUGAAGGUGCUCUUGAUGUACAGGUGUCAACAUAAGAGGCAAAAGAAGAAUUUACUCUCAUUUGUGUUUGGUAUAGUUUGUGGCUUCUGUGACUACGGAGGAACGUUUUCAGACUCUGCUCAAAUACCCUAACUUAUUUCAGGGACUUUUUUAUAUCCAAAAUACUCAUAUUUUUUUAAUAAAUAUUUCACCACUUACUCUCCUCAGUAAAGGUGUACUAUUACCUGCUACUAACAAAUACCUUUUCUAUUGAAGGAAUUAUGAAAGACUGAUGUCCUUGGAGAGCAGCUGUGCCUCAUGAAAUUGCAGCAAUAGUCUUUUCUCUCCAAGUAGAUGUGCCUCAAAUGUUCCUACUUUUUCAGGGUAACUGGAUACCUACAGGCAGGUCACUUUCUCUCUGAUAAUUUUGCUAAUUUUCCUAUUUUGCCAACUUUCCAGGUGACACAAAUGGGAUGAGAGACUAAAUUAUUUAACUCACAACUUUCAACCAAGUAUUUGAAAGGUAUUGUGCAGAACCACAGUAGAAUUAGUAUGCUUUGAUUCUUUUAAGUUUCCAUAAAAUCUGACAUCCCAGCUAUAGUCUUGACUUCUUGUUCUCUCCUUAAUGCCAGCAAUUUGGGGGCCUUUGAUUCGUUCUUUUUCGGUAUCUGCAGCUUUCUGCAAAGACAAAAACAUUUUAAUGAUAGUGCCUUUCCAGUAGUCUCUACAGUCUGGAUACAAACCAUGCAGUCUUCCUGUGCUGAGGUGGAUGAUCAGAAUCAAGAGCAGUGAGAUUGUUUUUGCAUCUAUACUUAAUCUUAAAACAUUAUGAUCCUGGCCUGUGACUGGAAUUCCUAAAAGUAAGUGAUGACACGUAAAUCUUCUUUGCUGCAUAGCCUGUAUCUCUUACAAAAAUAAAUAAAAUCCCCUGUUCCCUGGCAUGCUGGUACCUUUCUGAAAAAAAUUGAUUUUGCAUUGAAGUGAGACUAGUUGCCUUAGUGUGAGGGGUUUCAAAUCGCAGGUCACACUGCAGUGAUGUUUCUAAUGAUACAAUAGUAUUUUUUUCCCAUUUCUCCUUCCUCCUCAGAAGUAACUACUGACUAAAUAGCCAGAGUUUAUCCAUGCCUAUGUUAGAAUUUUGGUAACGAAAGUGUAGAAUCCAUGGUGUUAUUUGAUUUUGUAAGGUAGUUCAUGCAUUGCUAGGGCAAGCCUGAAGCCUAUUAGUAAAAGUAGAGAACCAGGCUGCAUCCACAUUCUGUCCCUAAUUAAGUCAUUAUCUGCUGCUUAUCUGUGUAUGGAUCACUUAAUCUCAUUUUUUUUCUCAAAUUCAUAAUAUUCUAGGUAUAGAUACAAUACUAGCAUAGGUAAUGACAUACAUCCCAGUGUGUGCUUCUCAGGUGAUACCACAAUGUUGCAUUGUUAAAAUGUGGGCACUGGGACAGAGCAGACCUACAACUAUUGCUGCAUUCAUGUGGAUGUGGAAAAUGCAUGACUUUUGUAUAAAAUGUGCACCUGACUUUUUUGUAUAGAAUAAGGAGAAAUUUGCUUUUUUUUAAAAUCUCCCUUCUAUAAUAGUAAGAAAUGUCUCUUCAGCCAAAAUGCCUUCACCAGUUUAUAUUCCUUUUUUCAGGUAUUCAGGGUAUAGGAAUACUUAAGUGAAUAUAUCUGAAUUAAUUUUUAAAGUAGAUUACUCAAAUCAGAUUAAGAUUAUAGAUAGGUGUAUUCAGGAUUAAAGUGGUCACAGGGCUUGAGAAGUAAAUUAAGAUAGAACAAGUUAAGGCUGCUUUAGUUCUGAACAGGAAUUUCUACUGAACAGCUUAAUGAGAUCUAAAUAAAUUGUUUGAAUUUGUCUUGAGUUACUUCAGAUUCUCUUUGUUUCACAUAUCUGUACAGAAAAUCAUUCAGGUCCCUUUGACUGUCUUUUUAAUUAGCUAUAUCUCAAAACCCUUUUUUAUCCAAGUUUUGUUGAGAUAGGCAGGAGGAGAAAUUCUGAUCUUGCUUUUUGUAAUAAACAUAAAAAUAACAAAUCCAGGUACUAGCACAUUCUGCUUUUUGCUAUUUUAUCCAAUAAUUUAAGCAGAUUUUCUGGAAGGGGGGGAUGAACAACCAAGUCCAGUUUGUUCUUAAAUUUUUUUUUUCUGCUGUUACCAGAAUUAGACAUAAUGAAUUUAAUGUGUUGUCCUUGCAGGACUAACAGGAGUAGGUAUCAAUAGCAACCAUCUGUGUAUCAUAGCACUUGUUUAGUUCUUGAUUAACGAGGUCCUAUACCCUCACUUCACCUUUCUUCACAGCAAAAUGAGCAUAUUAUUAUCAACUAACAAUAGAAUUGAAGAUACGGUGUACAAACUUAAGAGUAGCUAGCAACCUGGAUAAAAAUCAGAGGCUCUUUGAGACUCUUAUUCAUGAAUUAGUUCAAAACCUUCACCACCAGUAUUCCUUCACCACUGUUUAUUAUCUGUAUUCAGUAUAUUGUAUCCCCCAGUCCAACAAGCUUGUUUCUUUGUUCUACAGUCUUUUUUCCACUGUAUGUAUAUACUACAGAAGGCUGUUGCUUUGAGCUUUGUGACUGUUGCCAAACAUGAGUAUUUCUAAUUGCAACAUUCCUUCCUAACGCUGUUAUAAAAGUAGCACAGAUAUGAAACUAACUUUGUCACAAAUGUUUAUUUAUAUUUUGUCUAAAGCUUUCAAAAUGCCACUUAUAACUUGUUAGUCAGUCAUAAGCCAACUUCAACAGCUUUCUCUUCUGAGUUCUUAAUCACCAUCUUCAUAGAUUUAACUGUUUUUGCAGUCUCACAACUGGUGAACUUCCCAGAAGGUAAUGAAUAUCAGGUACCAAUCUACAGCAGUGACAUUCACCCAAACUGUGUUUCUCUUGUACCUGCAGAGUUUUUACUGAAAUAAUAUAAUAGAUCGUACUACCUGUAUCUUCGCCUAUAUGUCACAAUUAAUGUUUGUGAUUUAUAAAGUGUUUUUUUGUGUAUGCUAGUAUACUAAAUGCAUUUUACUUGUUUUAAGUGGUGGACAAGUAUUAAGGUUAAAAUGCUUCUUCCAGUUUGUAGUAUGAAUAACUUCUGUACCUGCCAGGGAAACCCUUCUGUGGCAGGAGAAGCGCUAAUCUUCCCAGCUGGCUAAAGAGUUGUGGUUGCAGUUCUUUUCCGGGGUGCUGACUGACCUUCACAACCUCUGCUUCUCUGGACAUCAAGGACUACAAAAUGUUGAAUAAUGGUAGUUCUUCCCACCAGGACUCUGCUUUCAUCUCUCUCCUUUUUUUUUGGAGGAAGCAGAAGGAGAAGCUGGGUUUCAUGGCCUUGAAGGGCAUAUGCAUUUUGUUACUGUUCACUUUGCUUGUAGCUUACACCAGUACUGUAAUAAGAAUAUACGCUACCUUACAAAUA